This is a messenger RNA of Diachasma alloeum, 384 nucleotides long. RefSeq lists its product as uncharacterized. The transcript has a single exon. Bases 1 to 384 code for a protein of 127 amino acids. Lineage: Eukaryota; Metazoa; Arthropoda; Insecta; Hymenoptera; Braconidae. The record is from RefSeq and is a predicted model, not a curated record.
AUGAAACCUAAAGAUGUCACUGCUGCUCAUGAGAAGUACUUGUUACGUCAUAUCUAUAGAGAACUCACAACUCCUCGCAUAAAGAAAAUCAAGUUCAAGGUUGGAGAUAAGGUGCGCGUCAGCAAGUACAAGAAUAUAUUCGAGAAAGGAUAUACACGCAACUGGACGACGGAGAUAUUCACGAUAAGUGAAGUUGUAAACAUCAAUCCUGUGACCUUCAAGCUCAUCGACUAUGAGGACCAACCAAUUGAGGGUGGAUUCUACCAGGAGGAGUUAACGAAGGUCACAUAUCCUGACGUUUACCUCGUGGAGAAAAUACUCCGAAGACGUGGAAACAAAGUCUUUGUCAAGUGGGUGGGUUUUGAUAAUUCACACAAUAACUGA